CUCUUCGAUCGCGCGCUGCUCGGCGCCAUGAAUGGCCCUUCGGAGCUCGCCGAUGCCCUCAAAUCCCCGUUCAUGGCGAGGGUUUCCAUCAUCAUUCUCGCCUCCAUCGCCGCCUUCUAUCUCGGCAAGCACGUCUCCAACGCUAACUCCCAGUUUUUCUUCAUAAAUAGCCCUCGUUCGUUCCUCUCCUCCCCGUCUCCCUCCCACUCCAUAGCCAUCUCUCCCAACGCCAAUAUAUCGGUCGAUAUCUCCUCCAUCAUUGCUACCCCUCCCCCCGCUGCACCUCCUCCGCCACCUCCACCACCGCCGCAGCCGGAAAGGUUCGGGAUCGUUGACGAGAAUGGGGUGAUGACAGAGGAUUUUGAUGUUGGGGAGUUUGAUUCGAGCUUGGUUGGGGAAUGGGAGAAUGUAACUGAUCGGAAUGAGAAGGGAGGAGAUUCCGGGGAUGAGGCGGGAAGAGUUAGGGUUAAGGUGAACAAGUUUGAGCUUUGUCCGAUGAGCAUGAAGGAGUAUAUUCCUUGUUUGGAUAAUGAAGAGGCGAUCAAGAAGCUCAAGUCUACUGCAAAUGGGGAGAAAUUCGAGCGUCAUUGCCCGGGUGUUGGGGAUGGAUUGAAUUGCUUGGUUCCAACUCCGAGAGGCUACAAGGUACCCAUUCCUUGGCCGAGGAGCAGAGAUGAGGUAUGGUAUUACAAUGUUCCACAUCAACGCUUGGUUGAUGACAAAGGAGGACAAAAUUGGAUUGUGAGAAGCAAAAGUAAAUUCAAGUUUCCAGGAGGUGGGACACAGUUCAUACAUGGAGCAGACCAGUACCUGGAUCAGAUCUCUAAGAUGGUCCCGGAUAUUGCAUUUGGUCAGAAUACAAGGGUUGUCUUAGAUGUUGGAUGUGGUGUAGCAAGUUUUGGUGCUUUUUUAUUAUCGAGGAAUGUGCUAACCAUGUCAAUAGCUCCCAAAGAUGUUCAUGAAAACCAAAUUCAGUUUGCUCUUGAGCGUGGUGUGCCUGCUAUGCUUGCAGCGUUUGCAACACGACGAUUAUUGUAUCCAAGCCAAGCAUUCGACUUAAUUCAUUGUUCAAGGUGUCGAAUAAAUUGGACUCGUGAUGAUGGAAUUUUGCUUUUUGAGGUUGACAGAAUGCUAAGGCGUGGAGGAUACUUUGCUUGGGCUGCUCAACCGGUCUAUAAACAUGAAGAGGCCCAACAAGAAGUCUGGAAAGAGAUGGAGGAGCUCACUUCAAGAAUUUGUUGGGAGCUAGUGAAAAAGGAGGGUUAUAUUGCUAUCUGGCGGAAGCCUUUGAACAACACAUGCUAUAUCAGCCGCAAUCCUGGAACCCGAGCUCCUCUUUGUGAUCCGGAUGAUGAUCCAAAUAAUGUCUGGUAUGUCAAUUUGAAAGCAUGCAUAACACAGCUCCCUGAAAAUGGACAUGGAGCAAAUGUUGCUCAAUGGCCUGGCCGCCUGCGUGAGCCACCUGCUAGGCUCCAAGAUGUACAGAUGGAUGCAUACAUGGCGAAAAAGGAACUCUUUCUAGCAGAAUCUGGAUACUGGAAUGAAAUAGUUAGAGGUUAUGUACGUGUUUACCAUUGGCAAAAACUGAAACUACGGAAUGUAAUGGACAUGAGAGCGGGAUUCGGAGGGUUUGCAGCUGCAUUGAUAGAUCUGACGGUUGAUUGCUGGGUAAUGAAUGUUGUUCCAACCAGUGGGCCCAACACAUUGCCUGUCAUAUAUGAUCGAGGACUUAUAGGAGUGACUCAUGAUUGGUGCGAACCUUUUGAUACAUAUCCAAGAACUUAUGACUUAUUACAUGCCGCCGGCCUCUUUUCCAGGGAACAGAAAAGGUGCAACAUUACUUUGAUCUUGCUGGAGAUGGAUCGCAUAUUAAGACCCGGUGGUCGUGUUUAUAUUCGUGAUACUAGAUUCGUCAUUGAUGAAAUUAAAGCGAUUACACUGGCUAUGGACUGGAAAACUGAGGUACGUGACACUUCGGAAGGCCCGUUCUCGAGCCGAAAGCUGCUAAUUUGUGAAAAACGAUUACCUCGUUCAUAGGACUCUUCAGAUUAAAGAGCUAAGUUCUAAUAGACACAAGAUCCCGUAUAUUUUCGAAAUAUUUCAUACUCAUUUUGUUCCCUAUAUAUAUUUUUUACCGUAUUAAUUUUACACAUAUAAGUUUGUAAAUUAUUUUUCAUCUUUUACAUAUUUAUGUGUAAAUUUAUAUCUGUUGUCAUCCUAUAAAAGUGGGUAAUUGCUCUCUUAAA
Molecule: messenger RNA, 2246 nt
Organism: Dioscorea cayenensis subsp. rotundata (Guinea yam)
Lineage: Eukaryota; Viridiplantae; Streptophyta; Magnoliopsida; Dioscoreales; Dioscoreaceae
Product: probable methyltransferase PMT11
Exons: 9
Coding region: 28-2037 (669 amino acids)
Cellular component (GO): trans-Golgi network; endosome; cytoplasm
Molecular function (GO): methyltransferase activity
Source: RefSeq, a predicted model, not a curated record